Pteronotus mesoamericanus is the source of this 1900-nucleotide messenger RNA. It is a transcript of the gene CORO1C, whose product is annotated as coronin 1C. The transcript is spliced from 11 exons. Gene Ontology annotation, molecular function: actin filament binding. Gene Ontology annotation, biological process: actin filament organization; neural crest cell migration. The record is from RefSeq and is a predicted model, not a curated record. Lineage: Eukaryota; Metazoa; Chordata; Mammalia; Chiroptera; Mormoopidae. The coding region runs from base 120 to 1544 and encodes 474 amino acids.
ACGCCCCUCCCCCGCGCAGCGCUCAGUGCCAGGCGGGAGGCGACAGCGGUUGGAGGCUUCGUCGGGAUUUGCAGCGGGGACUUUGGCGGCGGCGCCUGAGGCACCUCGGCCCUGACACGAUGAGGCGAGUGGUACGACAGAGCAAGUUUCGGCAUGUAUUUGGACAAGCGGUGAAAAAUGACCAGUGUUAUGAUGACAUCCGGGUUUCUCGAGUGACCUGGGAUAGUUCCUUUUGUGCUGUCAAUCCCAGAUUUGUUGCCAUAAUCAUAGAAGCGAGUGGGGGAGGCGCGUUCCUUGUGCUCCCUUUGCACAAGACUGGUCGAAUUGACAAAUCCUACCCUACAGUGUGUGGCCACACAGGACCAGUGCUUGACAUAGAUUGGUGCCCACAUAACGAUCAGGUCAUUGCCAGCGGGUCAGAGGACUGCACGGUUAUGGUGUGGCAGAUUCCAGAAAAUGGACUCACUCUUUCCCUGACCGAACCUGUGGUGAUUUUAGAAGGCCACUCAAAGAGAGUGGGCAUAGUCGCCUGGCACCCGACAGCCCGCAACGUGCUUCUCAGCGCAGGCUGUGAUAAUGCCAUCAUCAUCUGGAACGUGGGGACCGGGGAAGCCUUGAUAAACCUGGAUGAUAUGCACUCGGACAUGAUUUACAACGUAAGCUGGAACCGAAAUGGCAGCCUGAUCUGCACGGCCUCCAAAGACAAGAAAGUGAGAGUGAUCGAUCCUAGGAAACAAGAGAUUGUUGCUGAAAAGGAGAAAGCGCAUGAGGGAGCACGGCCCAUGAGAGCCAUCUUUCUGGCUGACGGCAACGUCUUCACCACUGGUUUCAGCCGCAUGAGCGAGCGGCAGCUGGCUCUCUGGACUCCGAAAAACAUGCAGGAACCAAUUGCUCUUCAUGAAAUGGACACUAGCAAUGGGGUGUUGCUGCCUUUCUAUGACCCUGACACCAGUAUCAUUUACUUAUGUGGAAAGGGUGACAGCAGUAUCCGCUAUUUUGAGAUCACGGAUGAAUCCCCAUAUGUCCACUACCUCAACACGUUCAGCAGCAAGGAGCCUCAGAGAGGGAUGGGUUACAUGCCCAAGAGGGGGCUCGAUGUUAACAAAUGUGAGAUUGCCAGAUUCUUCAAACUUCACGAGAGAAAGUGUGAGCCUAUUAUCAUGACUGUUCCCAGGAAGUCGGACCUUUUCCAAGAUGACCUAUAUCCGGACACUGCAGGGCCCGAAGCAGCGCUGGAGGCAGAGGAGUGGUUUGAGGGGAAGAACGCAGAUCCAAUCCUUAUCUCCUUGAAGCACGGAUACAUUCCAGGCAAAAACAGGGACCUCAAGGUGGUCAAGAAGAACAUUCUAGAUAGCAAGCCCACUGCAAACAAGAAGUGUGACCUGAUCAAUGUCCCUAAGAAAACUGCAGACACGACCAGCGUGCAAAAUGAAGCCAAGUUGGAUGAGAUUUUAAAAGAGAUCAAAUCUAUAAAAGACACAAUCUGCAAUCAAGAUGAGCGUAUUUCCAAGUUAGAAGAGCAGAUGGCGAAGAUAGCCGCCUGAAGGUCCACCCCCACCCCUCAAAAUGGGAGCAAGAACUCGUGCUUGGUAGCUGGUUGUUGGUGUGGUCCCAGGGAGGGCAAGAGGGAGGCACUGCCAUUUGGAGACAUUCAUUUCCGAUUUGUCAACCAGCGAUAGGCCACAUUCCAGUAAGAACUCAAUUCGUCUCCCAAAUUUGCAGAAACAAAAUGUGAUUUAAAAGCUGGGCUUUUUAUCAGAAAGCUUUUUUGAUGUUUUAAGUGUUUAUGUGACUUGUUGAACUUUUAAAAGACAAAGUGCUACUUUUAAAAUCCAAGAUACUCUGAAUUUUAGAAACCCAACCAAUUCUGAUUCAGUGUCGUGCCCAAGUACCUUUUUUU